AUGGCUUCUCAAACAGAACCAUCUCAUCAUAAGCACAGCAAGUAUAUCCUCAUCAGUAACUGUGAAUCGUAUGUUGGCCAUGCCUUGGCACACCAUCUUGCGAGUGAACUUAUGCUCCGACCUGGCAUGAUGAAGAAACACUGGCGUGUUCGUGCCCUGUGUCACAACUUGCAAGGAAUGGAAGACUUGAUCCAAGCUGGUGUCGAUGUCCAGCAAGUCAAUUAUCAAGACGAAAUGAUGCUUCGCAGCCAAAUGAAGCACGUCCGCUCGCUUAUCAUUACAAUGGGCACCAAUGAAAGCCGUGUUACAGACACCAUCAAAGUCAUCACUGUUGCCAGCUCGGAAAAGGUGAAACGCGUACAAAUGAUCUCCUGCACCGGAUGCCAAUAUGCCGAGUCGGAACAAUCACCCAUGGGCCAGUACCAUAUGCUUGAGCAACUUAUGCGCAGUACGUUUGCCUAUGGCCGCUGGUGCGUGUUUCGUCUUACAUUCAUGAACCAAGGUUUUUACUUUUGGAAAGACAUGAUUGAGCAUAGCGGAAAGAUUGGCAUGUCUAUGUCCGAGACCACGCAGUUUACGACUAUCAGUAUCCAAGACGUGUGUGACGCUUUGGCCACUCUGGUGCUCAGUCCUAAGAAGCAAGAUAUAGAAGGCAGUAGUCUCCUUGCUGUCGACGACGACGAGGAUGAUGAAGAGAAUCCUGAGCAUCUUAAACGCAUAUAUGAGCUGACAGGUCAAUGCCCGUACACUGGAGAAUUCGCGGCCAGAAAACUCAACGAAGCACUCGGUGCCGAAGAAGGUGAAAUCCAGUACGAAGAAAUGAGCGAGGAAGAGUUGCGUGAAUACCUGCAUCGCAUGUCUGCUAGACCCAACCAAGCAGAUCCACCAGGGCUGGUGCCUGAUCCUCAUCGAUACCUUAAUGAGCAAGCCAUUAAUAUUAUGCUCGACUGGUUCAAGAUACUAGAGCGUACGGGGAUGGGCCAAAAAGUGACCGACGACAUACGUGAUCUGACCGGAAGAGAGCCAAAGGAUCUUGGCCAAUUCUUUAUUGAGAACCGUAACGAGUUCAGACGCCCUUCGAAAUAGCAAUAGCAGUAGCAAGAGUAC
Messenger RNA from Zychaea mexicana, 1107 nucleotides. RefSeq lists its product as uncharacterized. Lineage: Eukaryota; Fungi; Mucoromycota; Mucoromycetes; Mucorales; Lichtheimiaceae. The coding region runs from base 1 to 1086 and encodes 361 amino acids. The record is from RefSeq and is a predicted model, not a curated record. The transcript has 2 exons.